UCUUGGUUUCUUCUUUCUUUUUUUUUUUUUAUUUUACUUCGUUUUGAUUGAAGGUUUGGUUGAUCGAAAAUUCGAAAUACCGAGCUUUUCUCCCCUUCUUCCAUUUAUGGAAAGCCAUUGUAAUCUCUUUUGUAGUAAUUUGUCAUCGCUCUCCGUUAAAUCCGCUUAAACUGUUCCACGUUUCCUUAUUUGUUCUCCGUUUCUUCCUCGUUUUCUCUUAUAAAAUGGCCCUCCUUUUCCGGUUUCUCACUCGGAAAACCCUGCUUCCGAGUUUGGUGCUCAAACAACUAGUUAAAAUCCUUCUACAAGGCUUUAGAUUCCGGCGACUAUGGACGACCGCGUCCACCCCGCUGAAUCGACCACCGCCGAGGAGAAGAUGGCGGCCCCCGCCGAACCGGCGGCGAUAUCGCGGCCGGAGAACCCCCUCGCCCAGAAGAAUAUUGAGAAGCUCAAGCCACCGCCGGGGACCUACGUGAUCCAGAUCCCCAAGGACCAGAUCUACCGCGUCCCCCCGCCCGAGAACGCCCGCCGCUUCCAGACCUACACCCUCCGUACCCACCGCCGCCGCCAUGGCUGCUGCUGCUGCUGCUUCGCCUGGACCGCCGCUCUCCUCCUCUUCUUUCUCGUCGCCCUCGCCGCGGCCGCGGUGAUACUGUACUUUGUCUUCCAGCCAAAGAUCCCAAAUUACUCCGUCGACGGCCUCUCCGUCAAGGGCUUCAACCUCUCCUCCACCGCCGCCAACCUCGCCGCCGACCUCGCCGCCCUGUCACCGGAGUUCGACGCCACCGUCCGCGCCGACAACGCCAACAAAAAGAUCGGCAUCUACUACCGCUCCGGCAGCUCCAUCGCCGUCAGCUACGACGGCGUCAACCUCUGUCACGGCGUCUGGCCCACGUUCUACCAGGGGGAACGGAAUGCGACGGUCUUUCAAACGGCGUUGACGGGAUCAGGGAUCCGUUUAGCCGCCGCCACCCACGCCGCCUUGGUAACGGCGCAGAGCCAUGGGAAGGUGCCGCUGGAGAUUAACAUUCAAGUCCCGGUUAGGCUUAAGUUUAGCGCCGUCACGACGUGGACGAUCACCGUUAAGGUACGGUGCGACGUGACGGUGGACAAGUUGACGGCGGAUUCGAGGAUCAUAUCGAAGUCGUGCAGCGUUAAGGUGGAUCCUUUCUAACUUCCAUUGAUGGUGGAUGUACAGGUGGUGUUUGGGAUAUACUGAUGGUAUGAUUAGGAUUUUUCGGAUGAUUGAAUUCAAGUAAAUAAGCUGAUCUGUUCACACUUGACCUUGUUUAGCCAUUUAGAAUAAUAUGGUUCAGAUCUUGCAA
Molecule: messenger RNA, 1325 nt
Organism: Phoenix dactylifera (date palm)
Lineage: Eukaryota; Viridiplantae; Streptophyta; Magnoliopsida; Arecales; Arecaceae
Source: RefSeq, a predicted model, not a curated record